GGGCGGGGCUCCCGGCUGUCACCGCGAUGAGGAGACGCCGCCGCCGCCGCCGACGCCGGGCCGCUCCGGGGUGUGCCCCUCAGGGGGUGUGAGGAGAGGCCGGUCCUCCGCAGCUGCCGGGCCCUGGGGCGUGACGGCAUGGUCUGCUAGCCGCCCGAAGGAGCCCCCUUCCCCAGGCUGCCACGAUGCCUGUGCAGGCGGCGCAGUGGACGGAGUUCCUGUCCUGCCCGAUCUGCUACAACGAGUUCGACGAGAACGUGCACAAGCCCAUCAGCUUGGGCUGCUCCCACACGGUGUGCAAGACCUGCCUGAACAAGCUGCACCGCAAGGCCUGCCCGUUCGACCAGACGGCCAUCAACACGGACAUCGACGUGCUUCCCGUCAACUUCGCGCUUCUUCAGUUGGUCGGAGCACAGGUACCUGAUCAUCAGACCAUCAAGCUAAGCAACCUAGGAGAGAACAAGCACUAUGAGGUAGCAAAGAAGUGUGUUGAAGACCUGGCACUUUAUUUAAAGCCGCUAAGCGGGGGCAAGGGUGUCGCCAGCUUGAAUCCGAGCGCGCUGAGCCGGCCGAUGCAGCGGAAGCUGGUGACUCUGGUGAACUGCCAGCUGGUGGAGGAGGAGGGCCGCGUCAGGGCCAUGCGCGCAGCCCGCUCGCUCGGGGAGAGGACCGUGACCGAGCUGAUCCUGCAGCACCAGAACCCCCAGCAGCUGUCGGCCAACCUCUGGGCCGCGGUCCGGGCUCGCGGGUGCCAGUUCCUGGGGCCAGCCAUGCAGGAAGAAGCCUUGAAGCUGGUGCUGCUGGCCUUGGAAGACGGCUCUGCCCUCUCCAGAAAGGUCCUGGUGCUUUUCGUUGUCCAGAGGCUGGAGCCGAGGUUCCCGCAGGCUUCCAAGACCAGCAUUGGGCACGUGGUGCAGCUGCUGUACCGGGCGUCUUGCUUCAAGGUUACCAAAAGGGACGAGGAUUCCUCUCUGAUGCAGCUGAAGGAGGAGUUUCGCAGCUAUGAGGCAUUACGGAGGGAGCACGAUGCCCAGAUUGUCCACAUUGCCAUGGAAGCCGGGCUCCGGAUUUCCCCGGAGCAGUGGUCCUCCCUGCUGUACGGUGACCUGGCCCACAAAUCGCACAUGCAGUCCAUCAUUGACAAGCUACAGUCUCCAGAAUCCUUCGCAAAAAGCGUGCAGGAGUUGACAAUUGUUCUGCAACGUACGGCUGACCCUGCCAAUUUAAACCGGCUUCGCCCCCAUUUGGAGCUCUUGGCCAACAUAGAUCCCAACCCAGAUGCAGCCUCUCCAACAUGGGAGCAGCUGGAAAACGGGAUGGUGGCUGUGAAGACGGUGGUUCACGGCCUCGUGGACUUCAUCCAGAACUACAGUAGGAAAGGCCACGAAACUCCACAGCCGCAGCCCAACAGCAAGUACAAAACGAGCAUGUGCCGUGACCUGCGGCAGCAAGGCGGGUGCCCGCGAGGGACCAACUGCACGUUCGCGCACUCUCAGGAGGAGCUGGAGAAGUACCGCCUGCGGAACAAGAAGAUCAGUGCCACGGUGAGGACCUUCCCUCUGCUAGGCAAAGCCAACGUCACGAGCACCGUCUCCACCACGGCGGCUGCAAACGUCAUUUCCAUCAUCGGAAGCGCCGAGGCGGCUGGGAAGAUGGUGCCGAGCAGCAACGGGAUCGCCAGCCUGGAAAGCGGCGUCCCCCAGCUGAUCCCCCGCUGUGCCGACACCUCUUCCUUAAGGACUCUGGAGAAUGUGAAGAAAGCGGGGAAGGCGGGUGCCAACGGCCAGGCCGUUUCCGCCUCCCCGACGGAUCCCCUGCCGGAAAAUAAAAUCGGUUCGCCCCCGAAGACGCCCGUCAGCCAGGCAGCAGCUACCUCAGCAGGCCCCCCUCCUGCCCCGCCACCACCUCCUGUCGGCACUGAGAUGAGCACCCUCACCCCCAAAUCCGGCCCCUUCACCGCCAGAGUGCCCAUCUACCCCCCGCACUCCGACAGCCUUCAGUACUUCCAAGAUCCUCGGGCUCACCUCUCCUAUGAAGCCCAGCAGUACCCGCAACCAGGAUACUACCCUCCGCCGCCGACGGUCCCAGCCGGUGUGGCGCCGUGUCUCCCGCGCUUCGUGAGGUCCGGCAACGUCUCGGAAAGCCCCCUUCCGCCUGCCUCGGUGCCGUACGGCGAUCAUUACAGCGCAUUCCCCCCUCGGGACAGGCUGGGCUCUCCUUACCAGCAGCCGCCCCCGCAGCCAUACGGGCCGGUCCCGCCGGUGCCCUCCGGGAUGUACGCCCCGGUGUACGACAGCCGGCGCAUCUGGCGGCCGCAGGUGUACCCGCGGGACGACAUCCUCAGGAGCAACUCGCUGCCUGCCAUGGACGUCGUGCACCCCCCCGUCUAUCAGACGUUCCUGCGGGAGAGAUACAGCUCCCUGGACAGCUACUACUCCAUGCCGUGCCAGCUGCCAGCAGACCAGAGGACAGUGCCUUUGCCAAGGGAGCCUUGCAGCCACUUGAAGGCCACUUUUGACGACCCACUGAGAAGGAAACCGGAGCAGUGGGCUCCAUGCCAUGCACAGAAAGCACCUCUCGUGUCGUCCUCCGCUCUCCCUGGGGCGACGCAGUCUCCGCCGCCACCUUCUCCACUCUUCAGCAUGGAUUUCAGUGCGGAGUUCUGCGAGAGCCCCAGUGACCUGAGCAGCGCCAAGUACGAGGACGACCGGCUCUCCCACUACUCCCCGUGGUCGUGCGGCACCAUCAGCUCGUGCAUCGGCGCCAUCGAGUCGGAGCCCAAGGAUGUCAUUGCCAAUUCCGGUGCGGUGCUCCUGGAUCUCGACAGCGGGGACGUGAAGCGGCGGGCGCACCUGUUCGAAGCACAGAGGAGGGCGAAGGAGGAAGACCCCAUCAUCCCUUUUGGCGACGGGCCCAUCAUCUCCAAGUGGGGCGCCAUCUCCCGCUCGUCCCGCACUGGGUACCACACCACGGACCCCGUUCAAGCCACUGCUUCCCAAGGAAGUGCCACGAAGCCGAUCAGCGUGUCAGAUUAUAUCCCUUACGUCAGCACUGUGGAUUCGAGAUGGAGCUCCUACAGCUCAGAUUCGACCUCAUCGGCGCCUUUCCUGGAACGGGAUCGCUUCGUCAUCACUGACGUGUCUGCUCCCAGGAAGCAUUCCAGCACCGGGGAUCUACUGAGCCUCGAGCUGCAACAGGCCAAAAGCAACUCGCUGCUGCUGCAGAGAGAGGCCAACGCCCUGGCCACGCAGCAGAAGUGGAGCGCCUUGCACGAGGACGGCCCCCUCGCGCUAAACCUCUUGAGCAAGGAAGUCGAUCUGAGGAAUGGUGAGGCUAACUAUGCUGAAGAUGCAGCAGACACAAAGCCGGAUCGAGACAUUGAACUAGAACUUUCCGCCCUUGACGCCGACGACCCUGACGGGCAGGGAGAACAAAUUGAGGAAAUUCUAGGCCUGCAGCUUGGGAUCAGCGACCAAGACGAUAGUCUCUUCAACGGGUCAGCUCUGGAGAACGGCCACCCCCUGGAGCAGCCCCAGAAGGAGCCCCGGCAGCAGAAGAAGCCCAACUUAGGUGAAGACCUUGCUAUUCUGGAGAAACAGAAAGUAGUCCUACCAGUGACUUCCUGCUUCAGCCAGCCGGUGGCAUCCGUUGUGGGCAACAUGCCUUCCCUGCCCGUCACCACCUCGGCCACUAUGAGCAGCCUUGUUCUCAAGACAGCCCACAUCAUGGCGGACGGGAAGAGCGACUUCUUAAGGCCGGUUGCCAAUGGCAAGAUGGUGAACAGCUGAGAGCUGCUUCUGGGCUUGUGACUAUACUAAGGAAGCAUUUACACUUGCUUUAUAUAUAUAUAUAUAUAAUAUAUAUAUUAUAUAAUGUAUAUUUUUUUUAAGAAAAUACUAUUGGGGUCAUUUGUUUCCUGUGGACUCUUUAAUACAUCAAGCCCCUCUCACAUUAGCAUUCUGGAUAAGAAAAGGAAAAAGAGCCACCAAUAGUUUGCGUGGUUAGAAGGUGUUCAUUUUCCACAAGUGGAAUCUGGACGUGGUUUUACUUAAGCUAAAAGUCCGCUUUUUAAUGAGUCUGUAGAUGUUCCGGGGUGUCAACUGAGCCGUUCUCAUUUUGCAAUGGCUUCUCGAGGAAAAUUUACAAGUUACUCACUGGAGCCAGCAGAUCCGUGCGUGAGGUGACUCCCAGAAGUCAGGCGAUCUUGUUUUCUCUUGAUUUUGUUUUAUGAGAAGAGAGAAGAAUUUGCAUCUGGUUGCAGUUGCUUGUUUCUUAAGCUGUGGAACUCUGCAUGAAACAGUGUGUGUGGAAAAGAGAGCGGCUGGGGAUCUUGUUAAGAUAAGACUUUUAAUUCAGGGCUGAUACACUUCCUUCUCUCUCCCCCUCACUUUUAGCUUUGCACAGCUGCAUUAUAUGCAGCAGUGCCCCCCUUUUGCAUCCCCCCCCCCGUUUAGCCCCAGCUCAUCUGCUUCAGAACUUGCUAUUUCCAUAUAUCAAGCGUCUUGCCUGUGUGCAAAUUCCAGAGUACAAAACUAAGUGCCUGUGUCCUUCUGCUUAUAUGCUUGGUCUUUAACUCCUCCAGGGAGUAAGCAGAAUCACUCCGUUCCUUUUUGGCGACACGAUACGCUCCUUCCAAGGGAGCUGAGCUGUGCAGUCCCUCGGCAGGAUCUCCCGGUGCCCUGGCACCCGGAGCCUCGCAGAUUAUUCCCCGCAAAAACGUAGCUUGCCUGUCGUGUUUGCACUGACUAACAUCACAGUAUUGCUAUUGCUGUACUUUUAAACAAUAAGAAUUGAUUAGCAAUUCUUUAGACACGUUGCAUUGGUUAUAGUAUUAUUGAGAAUUUAGUAUUUAGGUUUAUUACUUACUAAUUAAUUCUGACAAGGCCUUGAACACAUAUAAUAGAGCUUUAGCUGAACUUGUAUAGAACAAUGAAUAAAUAUGUCCCCCUUAAGAUGUGAUUUUUGAAGAAUACAUGCAAUAGGGAACCAUCUGCUAAAAUAGGAAUACCCUCCCCAGUAAGCUAGUCUUUUAGCCAUCUUUUCUUUCUCUUCCUGGCAAGAUCAUCCUUUGUCAUAGGUGGUUUUCUUUUUCUUUUGUUUUGUUUUGUUUUAUUUUUUACAUUUCUCUCCUUUUUUAAAUGUUUGUUAAUUAACUUCUGUGAAGUUGUUUACUCUGAAAACGCUACUGGAAUAUUUUAAACAAGCAGCACUUUCUCCAGGGUGUACUGUAUGCAAGGGCUUCUCCUGCUAGCAAACUGCUUUAAAAGAAAACACAAUAAUGAUCAUGUUACUGGCAAAAAAAAAGAGCUGUGGACAUCCUGGUUGCUGCUCUAUAUAUGGGAUUAGACGUUUUCCUUGCUUUUCUUUUUUGAAUAUAACUCUUGUGCUCCCUUCAGGGGCAGGAAAACAGGGGCCGGCAUUUCUCUGAGGGUUGCAGAUCUAACUCGGAUCAGUUUUUUAAAAUCUCUCUGACUUAGGAAGUCAUGAAAAAAUUAUGUUGUAAAUAUUAACUGAGAAAUCCAACGACUGACUUGUUUUGAUAAUAAUUUCAGUGCUGUUGUAAAAUAUUUUGGCCACUUGUUUUAAUACUAAAGUGCAAAGCCCUGUUUAUAAUUUGGGAGUCACAUCCCUUCUUUUGAUGGCUUGUGGUAAUUUCUGAAGGUUUUCUUUUUCCUGUUGCCCCUCUACUUCUGCAGCAAGACAAGCAAGGCAGCUGGAAAUCCAGAUUUUUAAAGUACUUGUUCAUUCAUGACUGUUAAGUGUCCACUCUUACGCUUUCAAUCUAGCUGGACAAUUCUGUAUAUAUGAAACUAUAUAAUUACAUUUGAAAUGCUUCCAAAAUUUUUCUUUUGUGCUAUAUGUAACUUCAAAGGUAGGCAUAGAUGUAUAUGCAAAACAAUAUCUCUUUUACAUGGAUUUGUAAACAAUGCGAUCUUCCAUGUUGAAGGUGAAGUGAUUUUUCUUUAAAAGGAAGAAAAAACGAAUUGCUAUUUUGUUACAAAAAUAGGAAAAUAUAAAGGUUUGAGAGAUUCUUAUUUUUGCCCUCAGGGAAAUAGCCCCUCUGUUAACCAGCACAACAUGAUGAAGAAUAUGUAACACCUAAACAGAUCUUAUGUGUUAUACUUUUGGUAUGGUUUUAAAUAUGUGAGUUUUUCUUUUUAAGACCUAGUUGUGCUCUGCUGGAGGAAGGGGCUUGGAAUCGUUUUGCAGGAGUCGGUCCACUCGCUCAGUGGCACACUGUUCAAAAACGCUACCUGUUGUCCUUUUACCAGCUUCUCCGAGAACCGUCUUCCUCCGCGUUGGCUUGUCAGGGGUAGCACUGGCUUCUGUAGCGCGGCAGCUUUGUAGAAAGGGCCACCCAGGUCACGAGAACUCCGACAACCUUCGAUACAGAGAAUUGCAGACCCAAGAAACCAGCCGAACUUUCAACCCGCGUGCCAUCCUUCUUUCCAAGCACUGCGAUCCUGCCACGAAAUCGCAUCGUUCUGGCUCGGUGCUGCAGGUGACAGAUUGCCAGAGAACGCUCAAACCAGUUGAGUAGGGGAGCGGAGAAAUGGCUCAUUCGAGAGCUCUGGCUUCAGAGAAUUAAUUCUGCCAGUAGGAAGGCAAUUCUGGUCUGCAGCAAGCGACAUUGCCAAAGAGAGACGAGAGAGAGAGUCCGCACCGCAGUACGCUCUCUCUCGCAGCGUCAGGACAGGUUUAAUUUGGGAUUUCCUGGAAUUGUCCUUCCCCCGUUUCCUUUCGACUCGAUGCUUUCGCAGCCACUUUUCGACUCAGAAAGCCCAUCGUGUGCGUGGGGACAGAUGCCUUUCGUUGAGUCCUGAUGCUGUUUGUAGCACGGCAGAUGCUGGCUCGUGGUAGGAAGCAAGGAUCCCUCUUGUGGCGUGUGAUGCGGGGCCAUCCCUCCGAACCUGGAAGGAAAGGGUUGUCGGGGUGGGAUUUCACGGCCUCACUGGAGCCCCGUGGACGUGGUUGCCCAGUGAGUGGUGCAUCCCGCUGGCUGGCUGGCUGGCUGGCUGGCUGGCUGGCUGGCUGGCUGCAUUCUCCAUCGGUGUGAGGAGCACAUUCGUGUGCCGUCAGCCGCGCUGCAGCCGCCGUGGCCCUUUUCCUGCCAGAUGCAUCGCUCCGGAGGAAAGGCGGCAGGCUGCUGCGGCUCAGUGCCGAGUCGCUCGGCACACGCAGAGCGGCCGGAGCCAAAGCAUUAGUGGCGCGCUUUUAAUCUGACACAGGCCGGCUCAGGCCUGAUAAAGAUAAGGACCUUAGUGGCAGACAGACGAACUCCACACAGCUUGGCAGUGUUCAGAGUGGCAGUGCUGGCUGGAUUUUUCACGGGCCAGGGGAGAGAGGACGCUGCUGGCGGUUUUGUGGUCUGUUGUUGUAUGUGUCUACCUUUUCCUGUUCCUUUUUUUAGCCAGUCCUACUUUGCAGAGGUGGGGUUUGACUGCACACCCCUGCCCCAGUGAAGGUGUUUUGGAGAAUCCACUCCCAUGGUAUACAUUUAUUUUCAAGCCCCUUGGAUUUUGGAAGGUCCUCUAUAGUUAGGGACUGGACUUGCAAGGAAGGAACAGGAAAGGAGAUGGACGGGGCGUGGCGUGGCGUGGCGUGGCGUGGCGUGACGCUGCGGAGAGUCACAGUCUAGAGCUUUGCUGGCAAAGUGGUACAUUAACGAUUCGCUGCUCCGUAGGAUAAAGGGAUGGCUUAGUGGGGUGCGGCAGCGUUGCUGAACCAUCUCCCCACCCCCGCUGAAAAAGCAAAAAACCUAUCCGCACACACAUGCUUUUGUGAAGCUUUUAAUGGACACUUUAUAUACUUGACCGUUUGAAAUCAAAUGAAUUCUGGCUGCAUUUAUACGUGCCAGAGAACAGGGCAAAGUACAUUUGCACAGAUCCUACCCACAUACCCCCCAAGAGUAAUCCUCCGUUAUAUAGUCCAAGGCAUGGGAAUGCAUGCAUCUUCCUCUUUUGGGCAGACAAAUACAUUAUACUGUAGUUGUGAUACAACAUGCGUGGCUUUUCUUUGUACUGCACACCCACUGUACAGCCACUCCGGAGUAUUGUGGUUUAGCUUGCAGGAUCUGCUAUCGGCAUUUAUACUGUAUACUGCAUAUUCUUUUCCCUGGAAGUUUAAAAGAAAAAAAACAACACUUUUUUUCUUGUUGAGUUGAUUAACAUUUUAUAAACUUGCUUAGCCUAGAAAGUUUGGGAAAAGAGGCCUGUUUGUCAAUUGUACAACCGAUUGUGAAGCUCAAGUGUGAAUAUUUUUACGUCUGUAUUAGACAUUUUCUUUGCAAAUCUAUUGUUCGAUUGAAAUGUAAAUGAGAUAAAAGAUGGUGUACACCCAUCAUGUAUAAUAAAGCAGACACCAUCGCUACGAUGGAUUUAAUGCUCAUUUUUAAUGGUGCAUUCUCAACUUCUAUUUAAAAAUAUAAUUUAAAAAAUCUGUAAAAUGAAAUGGGGGAUAUAUUUCAAGGGUGGGGAAUGAAUUCUAUUCCAUUUAGUUCUGUUUAAAAUUUCCAGAUUGUAUUGUUUUUCCCUUUUGUGUUAUAGGAAUAGGAUUUACAUGGGAAUGCUUAGACCGUACGGUCUGUAUUUUCAGGGUGGGGCGGUUUGAGCGAUGGGGUUGGCUUUGUGAUUUAGCCUGAAUAGCCGAGUGAAUUCUGUGUGUGUGUUUGCUGUAGCACUGAAGUGAGAAGAUAAAUUAGCUCUCGGGCUGGUCACAGAUUUUAGCAAAUUGUGGUUUUUCAGUGUUUGAGAGAGAAUUAAUAGGAAAAAAAGUUUGCAGUACUUGACAUGUAUUUGCAUGCCGUAAAAUAAAAAAAGUCCACCUACA
Molecule: messenger RNA, 8829 nt
Organism: Varanus komodoensis (Komodo dragon)
Lineage: Eukaryota; Metazoa; Chordata; Lepidosauria; Squamata; Varanidae
Gene: RC3H2
Product: ring finger and CCCH-type domains 2
Exons: 21
Coding region: 186-3788 (1200 amino acids)
Molecular function (GO): metal ion binding
Source: RefSeq, a predicted model, not a curated record